CAGGGUACAGUAGUCCCUCGAUUGCACCGGCUUUCGGGAUUUAGCUAAUGUGACAACACUAGCUUUCGGAAUCUCAGAUUGAUACGAAGUAAGGAACAGCAAACCGUGUAAUAGCAACAACAACAAUAAGAAGAAACAGUCGAUUUUGAUGUGAUUGAAGGCAGAGAUAAAGACCGAUAUGUGAAGCCGGAGACAAAGAACAAAAAUCUGCACCGCCCAGGACCCUCUCCCUCAGGUGACGCGACUGACGCCCCUCUAUGAAUCACGGCACAAGUGUCCUGGCUUGCUUCGCUCAUUAUCACUUCAUACACGGCAGAAACAACGUGCAGUUCAAACAUCAGAAAACGGGCCGACAAGAUGGGAUGGGUGGCUACAGCAAAAGUUGCCCUUCUGCUAUUUAUUCUCUCCGCCGAGUUUAACGUAGGACUGCAAGAAAAGAGUGCAUCAAGAAGUUUUACAAUUGAUUAUGCAAAUGACCAGUUCCUUAAGGAUGGUGAACCUUUCCGGUACAUGUCGGGCUCUAUCCACUACUUCAGAGUCGUGCCCUCUGAAUGGCAGGACCGGUUGAGGAAAAUGAGGAUGGCAGGAUUUAAUGCUCUGCAGACAUAUGUGGAAUGGUCAAGCCAUGAGCCAGAACCAGGAAUUUAUGACUUUUCUGGUAUUUUGGACUUGGAGACUUUUCUGAAAACCGCUCAGGAGGAAGAUUUAGUUGUGAUCCUACGCCUUGGACCAUUUAUUGAUGCUGAGAGAGAUAUGGGAGGCUUGCCUUACUGGUUACUCAAUAGGAACCCAAAUAUGCAACUUCGGACUUCUGAUCCCUCUUACCUAAAGUAUGUGGAUGACUGGUAUAGUAAUGUUCUACUACCAAAGGUUAAGCCACUCCUCUAUGAAAAUGGAGGACCUGUCAUUAUGGUACAGGUUGAAAAUGAAUAUGGCAGUUAUGGAGCUUGUGACUUUGCUUACACUUCUCAUAUGCGAGAUCUGAUAAGAAGUGGGCUUGGUGACGAUGUUCUCCUCUUCUCGACUGAUGGUUCAGGAACUGGUUAUCUGAAAUGUGGGAAGAUACCUGGUGUAUACAGCACUGUGGAUUUUGGAUCAGGAGGUGAUGUCACAAAGCCAUUUGGAGCUAUGCGGCUCUUUGAACCAAGAGGACCUCUUGUGAACUCGGAAUAUUACCCAGGAUGGCUUGACCACUGGGGUGCACCUCACAGCACAGUUAACACAGAGACAGUUGCUAAAUCGCUAGAUGACAUGCUGGCCCUGAAUGCAUCUGUUAACAUGUACAUGUUUCAUGGUGGGACAUCAUUUGGCUUAAAAGCAGGUGCAAAUCAGGGAUCAAAAUAUCAAGCCUGCCCAACUUCCUAUGACUACGAUGCCCCUCUGUCUGAGGCUGGGGAUCCCACAGAGAAGUAUUUCGCCAUUAGGAAUGUUGUCAAGAAGUACUUACCCCUUCCAUCAGGUUCAGUGCCUCCUGCCUCACCAAAAUACAGCUAUGGAAAGGUGCAAUUGGCCCCUCAAGGAAACAUGUUCCAGUUCAAAUCUGUUCUUCAGUCUGUCACACAGAAAUGGCCCCUCACUUUUGAACAGCUGAUGAUGCCAAAUGGCUUAGUUAUGUAUGAGACUGUGCUUCCUUUCAGAAUUGCUGAUCCAGCUGUACUAAGCAUCAGUGAUGUCCAUGACCGUGGGUAUGUAUUUGUAGACACAUACUUUGUCGGCAUUGUAUCAAGGGAGCAGCAACUGUUCAAUCUGCCUCUGUCAGCACUCCCUAAUCAGACCAUCACAAUUGUGGUCGAAAGUCAAGGAAGGAUAUGCUUUGGCAACGGGAUCAAUGACUUCAAGGGUCUGACAACAAAUGUGACAGUCAAUGGCUACAACUUGUCAGGAUGGAAGAUGACUCCCAUACCACUGACUAAUAUAACAAGGUUGAGCUCUGCACUCAAAAAGCUCCAUGAUAUGACCACUUCCCUUGGCUUAUCAAGAUCUGAACUUACUGGCACUCCUCGAGGAGGCAUGGCUAUCUAUCAAGGUUCCUUUAAUGUUCCAAAUAAUUCCUCACACCCUCAGGAUACCUUCCUUCGUUUGGAUGGCUGGGGGAAGGGAAUAGUUUGGGUGAAUAACUUCUGUCUUGGUCGAUACUGGCCUGAGGUGGGGCCACAGGUGACGCUCUAUGUGCCCAGAGGAAUCCUGAAGAAGGGCGCCAACACGAUGCUAGUAAUGGAACUUGAGGUAUCCCCCUGCAGCAUUGCCAGCCAGUGCUAUGUCACGCUGCAAGACACUCAUGUGAUUAAUGGCCCAACACCAAAGUGAUUUACUUAGAACUUAAUGAUUGGAAAAACAAGGAGAAAAUAAAUUAUAUUAAGUUUUUUUCUAACAGUUAUAUAUGAUUUUUAUUUUACUUAAACUUGUGCAUUAUGAUUGAACAAAUAUAAGCAAUUUUAACAGAAGAGAUAAUGUAUAAAUGUAUAAACUUAACUGAUUAGAUAAUGAUAGUACAUACAUUUUUAUUAAACCAAUACUUGUUAUCAUAAACUGAAAAAUAAUGUGUAAGGUACAAAUAUUACAGUUAUCUUUUAUAUUAGAUGUGUUAGCAAAGUUGCGUCAUAAUGACGAAAGAUAAAGAAUAAGAUAAAGUUUAAUUAUUAAUGUUAAAAGCAAUAUAUUUCUGUUUCUUCUUUGAUGAUUCCAAUUUUAAUGCCUCUAGAAAUAGCUCUAGAAUAUUUUACAUUCCAGAUAUCAUUUAGAUGGUAAUUAAUGUAUGAUUAUUACCAUAGAAUUGUAGUUUGUGUUGGUUUUGUAAUUUACACUGCCAGAUUUUUUUUUUUUAUAGGGAUUAUAUUUAUACAUAAUAAACACUUCUCAUAUUACAAGUCUUAA
This is a messenger RNA of Penaeus chinensis, 2874 nucleotides long. RefSeq names its product beta-galactosidase-like. Lineage: Eukaryota; Metazoa; Arthropoda; Malacostraca; Decapoda; Penaeidae. The record is from RefSeq and is a predicted model, not a curated record. Gene Ontology annotation, molecular function: beta-galactosidase activity. Gene Ontology annotation, biological process: carbohydrate metabolic process. The coding region runs from base 358 to 2307 and encodes 649 amino acids. Gene Ontology annotation, cellular component: vacuole. The transcript has 15 exons.